Messenger RNA from Pararge aegeria (speckled wood butterfly), 1099 nucleotides. RefSeq names its product chromatin modification-related protein MEAF6 (gene Eaf6). The transcript has 4 exons. The record is from RefSeq and is a predicted model, not a curated record. The coding region runs from base 166 to 987 and encodes 273 amino acids. NCBI's taxonomy places the organism in Eukaryota, Metazoa, Arthropoda, Insecta, Lepidoptera, Nymphalidae. Gene Ontology annotation, cellular component: NuA4 histone acetyltransferase complex.
UAAUUGACGUUUUGUGUGAUCGAUUUCUGUGGUUUAAGGUUUUAAGUUCGCUAAGUUCUUGAUCUAUUGGUUGAAUUUUUAUUUCUUUUUGAAAUAAAUAGAUUCAUUAAGUAGUGUAGAGGAGGAAUGGAUGUUUAACUCGGAAGUACUAAAUAAGGCAAAGACAUGGUUGUCUCACCGCAAAGCCCUGCUAGCGAAACCCAAAGCGUGCAAGCUAAAAAGAUCAAUAUGGCGUCCAAACAAACUUCAGUGGCAGAUACAAGGGCUGACCUAGCUGAAUUAGUUAAGAAAAAGGCUGAGGUCGCUGAAACCUUAGCUAAUCUGGAACGACAAAUCUAUGCAUUUGAAGGAUCAUAUUUAGAGGAUACUCAGCUGUACGGAAAUAUCAUUCGUGGAUGGGAUAGAUACCUCACAACCAACAAAAGUACCAAUUCAAAAGCGGAUAAAAGAAAUAGAAAGUUCAAAGAAGCCGAACGUUUAUUCUCCAAGUCUUCCAUAACAUCCAUGGCUGCUGUAAGUGGUCUUGUGGAUCAAGCAGAAACUAAGAAUGAGAGACAUAGUGAAACUGAAUCACAGACUAAUGAAGACUCUUCAGAUACACAAAUGAGCACGGGCAUGGGCAUGGGAACCUUAAAUCAUACAAUAAUACAUGGUUCUACAGAAAGUAUUGCCUCUAAACCUUCAGGAAAGCAACACACCAAUGGAAGUAUUGAAAAAAGUAUUAGCAGUGCACUUCUUAAACAAAAUGUUGUUCAGAAAAUUUCAUCACAAGCAAAUGUGCUGCAGAAAGCAUUUGGAAGUGACAACAAGAUGUUAUCAGCAGUGGGGUUAGACAGCCGACCUGGCACUCCUAAAGACAAAGAUAUUGGAAUGAGUUUGAUUAACAAAGGAGAUACUACACCAAAUUCAUUAAAACAUAAACUAUCAAAUAGUAGCAAUAACAGUAACAUUAAGAAGAGCAACAAUAAGAAAGCAAGACAUAGAUAAAUGAUAGCAUUUAAACAAUCUACUUCAACAUAAUUCAUAUGAAAGAUACAACAAAUACAAUACAGAUGAAAUUUUCAUUCAAGGAACGGAUCAAUAAAAUUACAUAACAGUU